Amborella trichopoda is the source of this 800-nucleotide messenger RNA. Its product is annotated as Heavy metal transport/detoxification superfamily protein. Lineage: Eukaryota; Viridiplantae; Streptophyta; Magnoliopsida; Amborellales; Amborellaceae. The record is from RefSeq and is a predicted model, not a curated record. Gene Ontology annotation, molecular function: metal ion binding. Gene Ontology annotation, cellular component: chloroplast.
UGAGUGGAUGGAUAGAGAGAGAGGGAGCAACGUCUUCCGAAAAUGGCCGCGACUCUCCCUCUUGCCUGCUUGGCCACUGCCAAAACUCCCCAAUUCAACCUAUUCUCUCCUCUUUCUUCCUCUUCUCUCUCUUCUUCUCCCUCUCUCUCUGUAUCUCUUCUGUCUCUUCAUUCUAAGAAAUGGGGUGUCUUGAGCAAGAGAUUCUGUGGCAAAAGUAAAUGGAGAGCAGCAGUUGCUGAGGAAACCCUAGUUCCCGAAGAUUCACCAGCUGAGAGUCCAGUCGCCGUUCCUGUUUUGCCUUCAGAUAUGCUCACCAUGUUCUUCAAGGCGGAAGGAACAAUGGAUGAAUCUGCAAUCUCUGCUAUUACCAAGUCACUAGAGGGUAUUGAAGGCAUCAGUGAGCUAAAAGUUGAGACCAUUGAGGGCAUUGCAUCCGUUGAGCUCACAAAACAGACCACAGUUCAGGCAACAGGUGUGGCCUCUAAUCUGGUUGAGGUUAUACAGGGAUCAGGCUUUAAGCUACAGACUCUGAAUUUGAGUUUCGAGGAUGAAGAGGAUUCGGUCGCCUAAUCUCCUAAAGAAUCACCCAUGAAAUCUUAGUUUUUCCCCCUUGAAGUUGCAAUUUCCUUUCAAUGUAUUAUCUUCAUCUUCAUCUUAAAGGCAGUUUUUGGAGAUUAAUCCCAUCAUCUAAACCAAAUAGAGUGUUGUAAAAGGGAUGUUUUGUAAUUUGAGGUUGUAGAUUGACUUUUUGAGCUGAAAGCUGUAGCAAUUACAAGAGGUUGAACUUUUCCUUAAAAAAA